AGAGGCGGUGCGGCACGGAGGAGCGCUCGCAUCACAAGGUGACCCCAGCUCCCCACCGCCACCGCCGUCGUCACCGUCGACAUCGCGCUCCGGCCGCUCCUCGUCCAUCCGGUCGCCCGGCCUCUCUUUCACCCUUCGGAAGCCAAGAUCUGUCCGGCCGCUUGGGGACUCAGGGAGCCCCAGGCUAGAGGCUCACUUAGGAAUUUCCCCCUCCCCCCCGCCAGAGACCCCCCGGGAUGGAGAGCCGAAAGGACAUGGUUAUGUUUCUGGAUGGGGGUCAGCUUGGUACUCUGGUUGGCAAGAGGGUCUCCAAUCUGUCCGAAGCCGUGGGUAGCCCGCUACCCGAGUCGCCUGAGAAGAUGGUGCCCCGUGGUUGCCUGAGCCCGCGGGCCGGUCCUCCGGCGGUCCGAGAGCGCGGCGGGGGAGGCCUGGAGGAGGAGCCGGUCGACGGACUAGCAGGCAGCGCUGCGGGACCCGGCGCCGAACCGCGGGCAGCCGGGGCUGCAGUGCUUGGCCCGGGACCUCCCGCCCCCUCCGCGGACAGCCUCUCGGGACAGGGGCAACCUAGUAGCUCGGACACGGAGUCGGAUUUCUAUGAAGAAAUCGAGGUGAGCUGCACCCCGGACUUCGCCACCGGGAACGCGGAGUACCAGCACAGCAAAGGGUCUAGCUCCGAGGCACUGGCCAGCAGCCCGAACAGUGGCAGCGAGGCCCCCAAGAGCAAUGGCGGCAGCAGCUCCCAGGGUACACUGGCCUGCAGCGCCAGUGACCAGAUGCGCCGUUACCGGACCGCCUUCACCAGGGAGCAGAUUGCUCGACUAGAGAAGGAAUUCUACAGGGAGAACUACGUAUCCAGGCCUCGGAGAUGUGAGCUGGCCGCAGCCCUGAACCUGCCUGAAACCACCAUCAAGGUGUGGUUCCAGAACCGGCGCAUGAAGGACAAGCGGCAGCGACUGGCCAUGACGUGGCCGCACCCGGCGGACCCCGCCUUCUACACGUACAUGAUGAGCCACGCGGCGGCCGCGGGCGGCCUGCCCUACCCCUUCCCAUCGCACCUGCCCCUGCCCUACUACUCGCCGGUGGGCCUGGGCGCCGCGUCCGCCGCCUCCGCCGCCGCCUCGCCCUUCAGCGGCCCGCUGCGCCCUCUCGACACCUUUCGCGUGCUCUCACAGCCCUACCCUCGGCCCGAACUGCUGUGCGCCUUCCGCCACCCGCCGCUCUACCCGGGCCCGGCGCACGGACUGGGCGCUUCGGCCGGCGGCCCCUGCUCCUGUCUCGCCUGCCACAGCGGCCCCGCCAACGGGCUGGCGCCCCGAGCCGCCGCCGCCGCCUCGGACUUCACCUGUGCCUCCACGUCCCGCUCGGACUCCUUCCUGACCUUCGCGCCCUCCGUGCUUAGCAAGGCUUCCUCGGUCGCGCUGGACCAGAGGGAGGAGGUGCCCCUCACCAGAUAAGGGGCUGCCCUUGGGCUGCCGGCUCCAGGAUGCCCAGGGGGGCCUUUCCCCGGACUCAGCCAGCGUCCCUCCCUGCUCCCUGGGCAUGGAGGGGGGAAGAAGAGGAUCGAAGAGGAGCGGCGGACUCC
Molecule: messenger RNA, 1582 nt
Organism: Condylura cristata (star-nosed mole)
Lineage: Eukaryota; Metazoa; Chordata; Mammalia; Eulipotyphla; Talpidae
Gene: EVX1
Product: even-skipped homeobox 1
Exons: 3
Coding region: 237-1454 (405 amino acids)
Biological process (GO): regulation of transcription by RNA polymerase II
Cellular component (GO): nucleus
Molecular function (GO): DNA-binding transcription factor activity, RNA polymerase II-specific; RNA polymerase II cis-regulatory region sequence-specific DNA binding
Source: RefSeq, a predicted model, not a curated record